UAGCGAGCAGAGAAGUGGCGAAUCGAUGUCGGCUAUAGGUGCAAUGAUUUGUAGCGGACAUCACCUACCGGAAGAGGAUGUCCUUGGAAAUUUCCGUGCACUAGUCUUCAGUAUAAAGCCAAUAAAAACUGAAAUCUGAUGUGGGACAUGCAUUUGUUUGUCGAUAAUAAAUUACAUAGUUCCGUUUAUACAACAAACAUUUCAAUUAAGUACUGUUGCCAUGCCACAUAGCACAAAAAAUAGUACAGUAUAGGUAUUCAACAGUCCAACGCCUCGUGACCUACAUUGGUUUUACAAAUUGUUUUACUAUACUCCGGAAACACCUAGGAUACCAAGCCAUAUUUAAUAGAAUCACAAAGCACACAAGUCAUUUCACAUUUCAAUUUAUUUCAAUAUUUUUAAAAAUAAUAAACUGCGCAGUUAAUUCGUUUUAAGGAUGCAAACAACUCAGCAGCAGGUUAAACGCACACGCUCCUAUGUAGAAGAAGUUUAUCGCCAGAUAGAAGAAAAGCCGGAUAUACUUGAUAUUAUAAUAUUGAACAAAAAUGGGAAUCCUGUUAAGACGACGAUGGAGCCGCAAUCAGCUAUUGAGUUUUCCGGCCUGUACGAGGUAUUGAAGGAAAAAGUUCAAUCAGGCUUGCAGAAGAUCGAUCCUGACGAUAAGCUAUUGAUGCUACGUGUACGUACAAAAGCAAACGAAGUGCUUAUUACGCCAGAUGAAAAAAUUACUGUGGUGGUAGUGCAAAAUGCUCAAGAUAGAAUACAAUUAUGAAUUGUAAUUUUGAAUUUUAAAAUAAAUUGCUAUAUUAGAACAUUAGAACCAUUCAAAAAUAUAAUCAUAUUAAAAUACUAUUG
This is a messenger RNA of Rhagoletis pomonella (apple maggot), 855 nucleotides long. RefSeq names its product dynein light chain roadblock-type 2. Gene Ontology annotation, cellular component: cytoplasmic dynein complex; cytoplasm; centrosome. Gene Ontology annotation, biological process: microtubule-based movement. Lineage: Eukaryota; Metazoa; Arthropoda; Insecta; Diptera; Tephritidae. The transcript is spliced from 3 exons. Gene Ontology annotation, molecular function: dynein intermediate chain binding. The coding region runs from base 437 to 772 and encodes 111 amino acids. The record is from RefSeq and is a predicted model, not a curated record.